This is a messenger RNA of Nycticebus coucang (slow loris), 3208 nucleotides long. It is a transcript of the gene BOLA1, whose product is annotated as bolA family member 1. NCBI's taxonomy places the organism in Eukaryota, Metazoa, Chordata, Mammalia, Primates, Lorisidae. The coding region runs from base 929 to 1342 and encodes 137 amino acids. Gene Ontology annotation, cellular component: mitochondrion. The transcript is spliced from 2 exons. The record is from RefSeq and is a predicted model, not a curated record.
CCGGCAAUAUGGGGCUGGCACCCUACCCUUUGAGCCACAGGCACCACCCAAGAUCAUUGUUUUUUAAGCACCAAAGGAGACAAGAAAUCUCCAUCUUUCUCUGCUGCAACUCUUUCGUUGAAAGGAUUUAUGUAAAAUUUAGAUUCAGUCGGGCUCAGCGGCCAUGCUCAGUGGUUAGGGCACCGGCCACAUACACCAGGGUUGGUGGGUUCAAACCCAGCCAGGCCUGCUAAACAAAAAUGAGGACUACAACAAAAAAAUAUCCGGGCGUUGUGGUGGGCGCCUGUAGUCCCAGCUACUUGGGAGGCUGAGGCAAGAGAAUCGCCUGAGUCCAAGAGUUUGAGGUUGCUGUGAGCUGUGAUGCCACCGCACUCUAUGGAGGGCGACAUAACGAGACCCUGUCAUAAAUAAAUAAAUAAAUAGAAUUUAGAUUCAAUCAAAAGGCCACACUUAAGGACCAGAAAGGCCACAACUUUCGUUAAAGCCACAGGUUCACCUCUACCGGAUGAUCUACAAGCUCUAUUCUCAAUAAAAUAGAAAGAAUAAUCGAAGCCCAAACUGCGCAAAAAAAUCCCUUUGUCUUUGCUCGUUCUGGUUCAGAAUUUCCCAGUGCUCUCGAGGGGGGAAACGCAGGGACUACAGUUCCCGUGAGCACUCGGGCGCGCGCGGUGCCUCCCGGCCACAGGACUCCAUUUCCCAGCGCGCUUCGGGACGCCGCGCUGCCUCUUCUCCCUGAACGUCCGGAAUUCUGGCGCUGAGGUGGAAUCGCAGUAGCCGAGGCUGCAGAUAGAAAGACCCCAGACUGGGUUUCAGAGGGGUCUCAGGGGCAUCGGCUCAGCCAAAGGCACAGAGUUACACACACCCUACUUUUGCCGCUUCCAGCCCAUUCUUUGCAAUGCCCUUACGAACGAAGGCGCCUCCGUAGCCGAUGCUGAGUGGGCAGCGGAUCCUGCACCUGGUCUCCAUGGCUGGCCGCGUCUGUUUAUCCCGGGCCAGCGCGGAAUCCUGGACUGUCGGUCCGGUGGAGGCCGCCAUUCGUGCCAAAUUGAAACAGGCCCUGAGCCCCGAGGUGCUGGAGCUACGCAACGAGAGCGGCGGCCAUGCGGUCCCAUCCGGCAGCGAAACGCAUUUCCGCGUAGCAGUGGUGAGCUCUCGUUUCGAGGGACUGAGCCCCUUGCAACGGCACAGGCUGGUACACGCCGCCCUGUCCGAGGAGCUGGCUGGGCCAGUCCAUGCACUGGCCAUCCAGGCACGGACCCCUGCCCAGUGGAGGGAGAACCCUCAGCUGGACACUAGCCCUCCCUGCCUGGGUGGGAACAAGAAAACCCAAGGAGCUCCCUGAACCCAAGAGAGGGGAAGGGUCAGGAUCAAAUGAGCUAGGUGAGAAUGAACUGAGGCCUUCCCCUCAAUACCGUCCGGGACUUGUAAGGGGCAAGGAUCCUGGGGCUCCACUGCAUUAAAGUCCAUAUAUAUUCUCCAGAGAGCAACUAGCUUCAGGUCAAAGCUAAACCAAGGAAAGAGCAGAGUCACUCAUACUGCUCUUGCCCAGUUGUUCCAUGUUAAAUUGUGACUAAGGAGCUGCAUCAGAACUGACGAAUUAUAAAUCAUUUGUAUAUUAAAAGAGAAAUUACAAUAUGAAUUGCAUUGCUUUUUUUUUUAAUUAAAUCAUAGCUGUGUACACCAAUGCAAUCAUGGGGUACGAUGUCCUGGUUUUAUAUACAAUUUGAAAUAUUUGCAUCAAACUGGUUAACAUAGCCUUCAUGGCAUUUUCUUAGUUAAUUGUGUUAAGACAUUUAUAUUCUACAUUUAGUAAAUUUCACAUGUACCCUUGUAAGAUGCACCGUAGGUGUGGUCCCACCGGUUACCCUCCAUCCAUCCUCCCCCCUCCCUUCCCCUCUCUCUCUUCCCUGUAUUCUUGGGCUAUAAUUGGGUUAUGGCUUUAUGAAAGCUAUAAAUUGGUUUCAUAGUAGGCUGAAUACGUUGGAUACUUUAUUUUCCAUUCUUGAGAUACUUUGCUCAGAAGAAUAUGUUCCAGCUCCAUCCAUAUUAACAUGAAAGAGGUAAAGUCUCCAUCUUUCUUUAAAUUGCUGUGUUCUUAAUAGACUGCUUAAUCAGUGUUACAGGUGUUCUUGUGAGAAGAAAGAUAUCUAUAUAUUAGAGUAGUCAAAAAAGGCUUCAUGGGGGAAGUGACCUAUUUAGACCUAUUUAAAGGAAAGCACAGAAUUAAUCAGAAGAUAGGGGUUGCAGAUAAGGGAAGAACCUCAGUAAAGUUACUGUGCGAGGCAGGAGUUAUAGGCAGGGACACAUUUGAAUUUCAUAUUGGAGGAACGUUUGACUUAACAAUUUCCAAAAAGUAGUACUUGUAUUUGUUUAUGAGAAAUACUUUUUUUUUUUUUUUUGAGACAGAGUCUCACUUUGUUGCCCUCGGUAGAGUGCCAUCACAUCAGAGCUCACAGCAACCUCAAACUCUUGGGCUUAAGCAAUUCUCUUGCCUCAGCCUCCCAAGUAGCUGGGGCUACAGGCACCCGCCACAACGCCCAGCUAUUUUUGUUGUUGUUGCCAUUGUUUUAGUUGGCCCAGGCCGGGUUUGAAUGUGCCAGCUCCCGUGUGUGUGGCUGGCACCCUACCCACUGAGCUAUGGACACUUCAGAAAAAUACCUUUUUAAGCAGUGAAAAGAGAAUAACCUAGCAAAAGAUUACAGAAGAUGGAGACAUUUUUAUAUAGCCUUCCAAAUGUAUUUUUGAGUGGAGCUCAAGUAAUGCUACAUAAGCAGCUUUCCAAUAAUCUCAGUAUGGAAAUUAUUAGAGAAAAGGUUUGGUUAGCAUGUAUCUUGACCAUUUUGGGCUAAAUAGUUUAGAAUGCAUCUAGUUGGCAGCAGGAAAUCAGUGAAGAAUUUUGAGUGAGGGCAUGCCAAAGAGCCUUCGAACAGACUGAUCUGACAGUGAUGUGUGAGUGAGCUGGCUGAUGUGAGAUUGGAGGCACAGAAAUCAAGAGUUGAGGUGGAACACUGACUUAGAGGUCAGUUGUGGGAAUGGAAAGAAAGGACUUGAUUUGAGAGCUACCAUUCAAAAAAAAAAAAAUGACUUAAUUAGAACAGAAAUGGACUAGAAUGAGAGGGAAGUCAAGGAUAACCCCCAGGUGGUAGUUUUCAGAUUUCCUCAUGGGUAAAAAGUCCUAAGGGAGCUUGUUAAAAAUGUACAUUUAAGA